Molecule: messenger RNA, 3372 nt
Organism: Macaca mulatta (Rhesus monkey)
Lineage: Eukaryota; Metazoa; Chordata; Mammalia; Primates; Cercopithecidae
Gene: TCP1
Product: t-complex 1
Biological process (GO): protein folding
Molecular function (GO): ATP hydrolysis activity; ATP binding; ATP-dependent protein folding chaperone
Source: RefSeq, marked provisional
CCCGCGGCCGGGCCGGGGCAGCCGGGAAGCGGGUAGGGCGGUGUUACCCAGCAGCUCCUGGGGCAUCGCUCGGGUACUCUCCACGCCGUCGCAGCCACUGCUGUGGUCGCCAGUCAGCCGAGGGACCGCGAUACUGGUCGCCCGCGUUGUGAGCAGAAUUCAACGUGUAUCGCUGCCGCGAAGAUGGAGGGGCCUUUGUCCGUGUUCGGUGACCGCAGCACUGGGGAAGCGAUCCGCUCCCAGAACGUUAUGGCUGCAGCUUCGAUUGCCAAUAUUGUAAAAAGUUCUCUUGGUCCUGUUGGCUUGGAUAAAAUGCUGGUGGAUGAUAUCGGUGAUGUGACCAUUACUAACGAUGGUGCAACCAUCCUCAAGUUACUGGAAGUUGAACAUCCUGCAGCUAAAGUUCUUUGUGAGCUGGCUGAUCUGCAAGACAAAGAAGUUGGAGAUGGAACUACAUCAGUGGUUAUUAUUGCCGCAGAACUCCUAAAAAAUGCAGAUGAAUUAGUCAAACAGAAAAUUCAUCCCACAUCAGUUAUUAGUGGCUAUCGACUUGCUUGCAAGGAAGCAGUGCGUUAUAUCAAUGAAAACCUAAUUGUUAACACAGAUGAACUGGGAAGAGAUUGCCUGAUUAAUGCUGCUAAGACAUCCAUGUCUUCCAAAAUCAUUGGAAUAAAUGGUGAUUUCUUUGCUAACAUGGUAGUAGAUGCUGUACUUGCUAUUAAAUACACAGACACAAGAGGCCAGCCACGCUAUCCAGUCAAUUCUGUUAAUAUUUUGAAAGCCCAUGGGAGAAGUCAAAUGGAGAGUAUGCUCAUCAGUGGCUAUGCACUCAACUGUGUGGUGGGAUCCCAGGGCAUGCCCAAGAGAAUCGUAAAUGCAAAAAUUGCUUGCCUUGACUUUAGCCUGCAAAAAACAAAAAUGAAGCUUGGUGUACAGGUGGUCAUUACAGACCCUGAAAAACUGGACCAAAUUAGACAGAGAGAAUCAGAUAUCACCAAGGAGAGAAUUCAGAAGAUCCUGGCGACUGGUGCCAAUGUUAUUCUAACCACUGGUGGAAUUGAUGAUAUGUGUCUGAAGUAUUUUGUGGAGGCUGGUGCUAUGGCAGUUAGAAGAGUUUUAAAAAGGGACCUUAAACGCAUUGCGAAAGCUUCUGGAGCAACUAUUCUGUCAACCCUGGCCAAUUUGGAAGGUGAAGAAACUUUUGAAGCUGCAAUGUUGGGACAGGCAGAAGAAGUGGUACAGGAGAGAAUUUGUGAUGAUGAGCUGAUCUUAAUCAAAAACACUAAGGCUCGUACAUCUGCAUCGAUUAUCUUACGUGGGGCAAAUGAUUUCAUGUGUGAUGAGAUGGAGCGCUCGUUACAUGAUGCACUUUGUGUAGUGAAGAGAGUUUUGGAGUCAAAAUCCGUGGUUCCCGGUGGAGGUGCUGUAGAAGCAGCCCUUUCCAUAUACCUUGAAAACUAUGCAACCAGCAUGGGGUCUCGGGAACAGCUUGCUAUUGCAGAGUUUGCAAGAUCACUUCUUGUUAUUCCCAAUACACUAGCAGUUAAUGCUGCCCAGGACUCCACAGAUCUGGUUGCAAAAUUAAGAGCUUUUCAUAAUGAGGCUCAGGUUAACCCAGAACGUAAAAAUCUAAAAUGGAUUGGUCUUGAUUUGAGCAAUGGUAAACCUCGAGACAACAAACAAGCAGGGGUGUUUGAACCAACCAUAGUUAAAGUUAAGAGUUUGAAAUUUGCAACAGAAGCUGCAAUUACCAUUCUUCGAAUUGAUGAUCUUAUUAAAUUACAUCCAGAAAGUAAAGAUGAUAAACAUGGAAGUUAUGAAGAUGCUGUUCACUCUGGAGCCCUUAAUGAUUGAUCUGAUGUCUCUUUUAUUUAUAACAAUGUUAAAUGGAAUUGUCUUGUACCUUGACUUAAGUAUUACACAUUAAAGUACAACAAGCUGUAAACUUGGGUUUUUGUGAUACAGGAAAUGGUUUCCAUCUGUGUUUUGGUCCUCUGAUUUCACAUAUAACAACCUAGUACUUUAUUAGUUUAAAAAGAAAUUGAGGUUGUUCAAAGUUUAAGCAAUUCAUCCUCUCUGAACACACAUUGCUAUUCCCAUCCCACCCCCAAUGCACAGGGCCGCAACACCACGAAUUCCGCCCGUUCUCUCCAGUGUGUGUAACAGGGUCACAAGAAUUCGACAGCCAGAUGCUCCAAGAGGGUGGCCCAAGGCUAUAGCCCCUCCUUCAAUGUUGACCUUCUGUGGGUUUAAUCCAAGUUCUUUAACUAUUGCAACAGAGAGGGCUGCAAAGGCUUCAUUGAUUUCAAAUACAUCAACAUCCUCCAGUGACCAACCUGCUUUUGUAACAGCUUGCUUUAUGGCUGGAAUUGGUCCUAUUCCCAUAAUGGAAGGCUCCACACCCACCUGGGACCAGGAAACUAUUUGUGCUAAAGGUGUAAGCCCACGUUUAUCAGCUUCUGACUUCUUCAUAAGAACCACAGCUGCAGCACCAUCAUUUAUUCCUGAAGCAUUGGCUGGGGUGACGGUUCCCGUUCCAUCGGUAAGAAAGUAAGGCUUUAGCUUGGACAUGUCUUCUAUGUUGCUCCCGUGGCGAGGAAACUCAUCUGUUUUAACUUCAAUAAGACCUUUUCUAGAUGACACCAAAACUGGUACAAUCUCUUUGUCAAAAUGGCCAGCUUUCUGUGCAUUCUCUGUCCUAUUCUGAGACAGAACUGCAACCUUGUCCUGAUCUUCUCUACUCACUUGCCAUUUUUUGGCUACAUUUUCAGCUGUAAUACCCAUAUGAUAGUUGUGAAAUGCAUCUGUAAGACCAUCACAGAGUAUACUGUCAGUCAGCGGCAUCUCACCUAUCUUUACUCCUGUUCUCAAGUGAGCCAAGUGAGGAGCCUUGCUCAUAUUUUCCAUGCCUCCGGCAACCACAAUGCUGGAGUCUCCUAUCCCUAUUGACUGGGCUGCAAGGCACACAGCUUUUAGGCCUGACCCACAGAUCAUCUGGCAGCUCCAUGCUGGCACAGAGUAGGGAAUUCCUGCACCCACACUGGCUUGUCUAACAGGAUUCUGCCCACAGCCUGCUGCCAAAACAUGUCCAAAGAUGACCUCAGACACAUCUUCUGGAACCACAGUGGCCCUCUUCAAGACUUCUUUGAUGACAGUUGCGCCCAGGUCCUGGACAGGAACAGUAGCUAAGGCACCAUUGAAGGAACCUAUGAUGGUCCGCGCCGCCGAGACGAUGACCACGGGAUCUGAGCCUGCAUUCAUCCUGCCCACGACCGCUUCUCCUGCCGCCGUCUGCCCUGCGCUGCCUGCAAGUUAGGCAAGGCUCCUCCUCGCAGCCCACAGGCCGCGCCACGGGCGGGACCUGAGGUAGCC